Molecule: messenger RNA, 867 nt
Organism: Dufourea novaeangliae
Lineage: Eukaryota; Metazoa; Arthropoda; Insecta; Hymenoptera; Halictidae
Gene: mRpL30
Exons: 3
Coding region: 296-829 (177 amino acids)
Biological process (GO): translation
Cellular component (GO): mitochondrion; large ribosomal subunit
Molecular function (GO): structural constituent of ribosome
Source: RefSeq, a predicted model, not a curated record
CAUAUCUUUGAACACAUGGUGCAUUGAUGCUCGAUUUACAUAUGAAUGCAUAUGUCGCGUGGAAUAGCGGUGUGAUGUGGGACGUAUUGCUAAACGUAAAGAUAUUUAAGUUAUUGUGAUAAAAAAGAUCCGUAAUUGACAAUAAACUUCUGAAUUGUAGUCAUACAAUUUUUGUAGUUGCGUCAUUAAUGGUGUAAUGAUUGCUGUCUCACAAGAUCUGUGCGUCCUAUCUUAAUUGCAUAACCUAUUCAGCACAAUUAAGUAAUCGAAUAAUAUUUCGCGUAACUUUAAGAAAAUGGCAACUCAAAUGAAUGUUCCGUUAUCAUUUGUGCGUCGUUUCCGGCACUAUCAAAAAUCGUGGCGAAAAGAUGCCGUCUUAUACGAUCAAGUCAAAUAUCAUCCAGUUAAGAAGGAUCACGUAGAUCCUCCGAUCGUUCCGUCGAAAGUUCUAAUGAUUCAUAGAGUGAAACCGAUUAAAGGUAAUCCUUGGUGGGAAAAGGAUAUUAUCGCAAAAUUAGGAUUCAGAGAAAAGGAAAACAAACCUGUAUUUGUAAAGAAUACACCAGAAAUGUGCAUAGAACUUUGGCGUGUGAAGCAUUUGAUAAAAAUUGUUCCAGUAACGACGCCUGAUAACUUUGAUGCUAUUGAUGACUUAACAGAGUAUUAUGCCCAUCCUACUGGGACUAUUUAUGUCACUGGUAAACUAGAUCCUGCUCGUGUGAAAGCUACAGAGGAGUUUAGGAAUUCCAUGAAGAGAUUAGAAUACCCCAAUGUAUCAGAAAAACUGAGACUUCAAUGGUUACAGGGAGCUCUUGUACCCAAUGCAUAAGGGAGUGUACAUUAAAUAAUAAAUUUGUUUCUUUUUCA